AUUUUUGUAGACAACCAAAAUCUUUACAAACUCCCGGGAUGUCUGUUGUUGAUAUUAGUAUGGUCUCUGGUUAUGUUCCAGAAAAGACUUCUUUACAAAAGCUUAUCCUUAGUGAAUCAUCUGAGAUAAAGCGUUUCGAAGUGGAGAAGAAUAAUGUGUACCUGUAUUUCACAGAGCUUCCAAAGAUUCGCAGAUGCUACAUUUUCGACAUUGUACAGGAAAUUGUUGUAGAGGAGGCACAACCUGCCAAAGCUUACAUGUAUGAUUACUAUAGAUCAGGCUUGAAGAUUGCCAAGAACUAUACAUUAGAGUGUGCUCCUGACUUCCCGUGACGAACAUCCCGUAAAUACUUCUUCGUUCAUGAGAUAUAAACAUUUGCAUGUUGUUAAACAUAACUAUUUGAAUGUUUAUUGAAAUAUUCCGUUUGCUUUAAUCUUUUACAAUAGGUGGUUUGUAUUUAAUUGUCUUAUUAUAUUUUUAAGUUAGAAUAUUUAGUAUUUCACUGUACACAUUAUUAUCGUACUGUAACAACAAAUUGAAACUUAUUUCGAUUGUGAUGGGCAAUUUUUACUAAUAAAAUAUUUUAUCCAA
This is a messenger RNA of Limulus polyphemus (Atlantic horseshoe crab), 591 nucleotides long. RefSeq names its product complement C4-like. The transcript is spliced from 4 exons. The coding region runs from base 39 to 332 and encodes 97 amino acids. Gene Ontology annotation, cellular component: extracellular region. The record is from RefSeq and is a predicted model, not a curated record. Lineage: Eukaryota; Metazoa; Arthropoda; Merostomata; Xiphosura; Limulidae.